This is a messenger RNA of Malus domestica (apple), 1662 nucleotides long. RefSeq names its product fasciclin-like arabinogalactan protein 1. The record is from RefSeq and is a predicted model, not a curated record. Gene Ontology annotation, biological process: root development; shoot system development. Gene Ontology annotation, cellular component: plasma membrane. Lineage: Eukaryota; Viridiplantae; Streptophyta; Magnoliopsida; Rosales; Rosaceae.
CCCCCACUCACUCUCACUCUCACUCUCUCACUUUACAACAAGCUAACCCACAAUCACAAGCUCCGCAACGUCUCUCUCCCCCUCCCUCUAGAACCCUCUCACACUCUCUCUCGAACCCCAACCCCCCAAAAUCCCCAGAUCCAAAACCCACACAAUGCAGCUCCGCCGGGCCACCACUGCCGGCGCCUUCCUCCUCACGCUCACCCUCCUCACCACCCUCACCGAAGCGCACAACAUCACGCGCCUCCUCGCGAAGCACCCCGAGUUCUCGACCUUCAACCACUACCUCACCCUGACCCACCUUGCCGCCGACAUCAAUGACCGCACCACCAUCACCGUCUGCGCCGUCGACAACUCCGCCAUGUCGGCCCUUCUCUCCAAACACCUCUCCAUCUACUCCAUCAAAAACAUUCUGUCCCUCCACGUCCUCCUAGACUACUUCGGCGCCAAGAAGCUCCAUCAGAUCACCAACGGCACUGCCCUCGCCGCCACCAUGUACCAGGCCACCGGCUCCGCCGCGGGCUCCUCCGGCUUCGUCAACAUCACCGACUUAAAGGGUGGAAAGGUCGGUUUCAGCCCCGAGGCCAACGACGGCACCUUCCCUUCCCAUUUCGUCAAAUCCGUCGAAGAGGUUCCGUACAACAUCUCUAUCAUUCAGAUCAGCACCCUCCUCCCCAACCAGGCCGCCGAGGCCCCCACCCCGGCCCCCGCUGAGCUGAACAUCACCGGAAUCAUGUCCGCCCACGGCUGCAAGGUCUUCGCCGACACGCUCCUUGCAAACUCCGACGCCUUCAAGAUCUACGAGGACAAUCUCAACGGCGGGCUGACCGUUUUCUGUCCGAUGGACGACGCACUCAAGGCCUUCUUGCCGAAAUUCAAGAACCUGACUGCGGCCGGGAAGGCUGCGCUGCUCGAGUACCACGGCAUUCCGGUCUACCAAUCCAUGUCGAUGUUGAAGUCCAACAAUGGACUGAUGAACACUCUGGCCACCGACGGCGCGAGUAAGUUUGACUUCACCAUCCAAAACGACGGGCAGCAGGUCACUCUAAGGACCAAGCUCGUCACGGCGAGGAUCACGGGGACACUCAUCGACGAGCAGCCCGUCGCUAUCUACACCAUUGACAAGGUCUUGCAGCCUAAGGAGCUUUUCAAGGGGGCUUUGACUCCCGCACCGGCUCCGGCCCCGGAGAAACCGGCCCACGCGCCGAAGAAGUCGAAGCAUGCGCCCUCACCCGUCGCCGACCAGGAGGCCGAUUCGCCCGCUGCGUCGCCGGAUGAGGACCCGGCGGAUCAGACCGCAGAUGACAGUAACGGAGCCGUGAGGGUUGAAAGGAUGGGGUUUGGGGGUUUGGUUUUUACCAGUGUGUGGUUAGUAUUUUCAUUGCUGUAAGUUUUUGGUUUAGUUUUAAUUUUUACAGACUUGUUAUUUACUGGGUAAUAAGUGAGAGAUCAAUUCGAGGUAAAUCUCUUUUUCUUUUCUCUUUUUAUCUAAUUGUUUUUGUGUGAGUGUGAUUUUUUUUUUUUUUUUUGUUGAUGGGGGAAAUUUGUAACAUUGUGAUAUUUGUUUGUUGGUGGAAGUUUGAUUAGUACUUUGGUAGAGACCAUUUAUUUAUUAUACAAUUGUCACAUGUUACUUUCUUUUAGUGAGAUAUUCUUGUAUUU